Xyrauchen texanus (razorback sucker) is the source of this 3748-nucleotide messenger RNA. Its product is annotated as solute carrier organic anion transporter family member 2B1-like. The transcript is spliced from 15 exons. The coding region runs from base 208 to 2130 and encodes 640 amino acids. Gene Ontology annotation, cellular component: membrane. Lineage: Eukaryota; Metazoa; Chordata; Actinopteri; Cypriniformes; Catostomidae. Gene Ontology annotation, molecular function: protein binding; bile acid transmembrane transporter activity. The record is from RefSeq and is a predicted model, not a curated record. Gene Ontology annotation, biological process: transmembrane transport; sodium-independent organic anion transport; bile acid and bile salt transport.
AUCCCUGUGGACUGUUGUAGAUUGUGCAAUCCUAAAAGCCCGCCCAGUUCAGUUUAAGUUGUUCUUGACUUCCUAAAAGUGAAAGUGGGUUAGACUUUUUCCAACUCUUCAAACUCAACAAGCAAACGUGUAACCAUCUAGUCAGAAUAAGAUUUGACAGCAAUUGAACUCUAAGGAAGCACACAGUCAGGAAGACCUCGAAGAACAAUGGGUCUCUUUAACAAUAUAAAGUUUUUUGUAUUGUGUCAUGGAAUGCUACAGCUCGCACAGCUACUGGUGUCUGGAUAUCUAAAGGGCUCCAUAACCACUAUUGAAAAAAGAUAUGGAUUUUCAAGUCAAAAAUCAGGACUGUUGGCAGCUUUCAAUGAGGUGGGGAAUACAGUUCUUAUCGUUUUUGUGAGUUUCUUUGGCAGUAGGGUUCAUCGGCCAAGAUGUAUUGGAAUUGGAGCACUGAUCGCAAGUGUGGGAGUGUUCCUAAUAGCAUUGCCUCACUUCAUUAGUACAAAGUAUGACUAUACAGGCUCCAAUGACAAUACCAAAGCGAAUAGGUCUGGCCUUUGCCAAUCAGAGAGCAAUUUCCAAAGGAAAAUGGAAGUGUCUAAUCAGAUAUGUAAUGAAGAAAAGACUAAUGCUCACCUAUGGGUGUAUCCAAUACUUCUAUUGGGCCAGUUACUUUUCGGGAUUGGCGGAGUCCCCAUACAACCUUUUGGGAUUUCCUACAUCGAUGAUUAUGCUAAAAAGAGGAAUUCACCCUUUUACUUAGGCAUACUCUUUGCAGUAACAGUAAUAGGGCCAGCAUUUGGCUACAUGAUGGCAUCUCUGCUGCUUAGUUACUAUGUUGACAUCGACAAGAUGUCUUUUGAUAAAAUAUAUUUGAAAAAAGAUGACCCCAGAUGGGUUGGAGCUUGGUGGUUGGGAUUCAUAGUGGCUGGCACCCUCCUCUUCCUGACAUCUUUGCCAUACCUGUUUUUCCCUAGAAAGAUGUUCAAAGAGGAAAUUGCAGAGGUCCCAGUGGAACAAUCAUCGGAGAAAAUGUUGGAGAAGACACCAAAAACUGAUGCAGAACCUGAAGUGUCUCUCAAUCAGUUCCUAAAAAGCUUCCCCAAAAUUGUAAUGAGAACUCUGCGGAACCCAAUUUACUUGUUGGUUGUGUUGGCUCAGGUGAAUCUUGCUGCCAUGGUGGCUGGACUGGCCACUUUUAUGGCCAAAUUCAUAGAGAGGCAGUUCACACAAACGGCCGCCUUCUCCACCAUGAUGAUAGGUGGUUUAAAUAUUCCCUCAGCCAUGCUGGGCAUUAUGGCUGGAGGGGUAAUCAUGCGCAGAUUGAGUCUGUCUGUAAGAUCCUCAGCUGCGAUGUGUACUUUAGCGGUUCUCAUAAGCAUAUUCUUCGCAAUUCCUCUUCUUUUCCUUGGCUGCCCAACACAAAGCAUCUCUGGCAUCAACUAUGCUGGAAAUGGAACUCAGCAAUGCACCAAUUCAUGUCACUGCUCCAAUGAGGCCUUCAAUCCUGUAUGUGGCUCAGAUGGAGUGGAGUUUCAAUCUCCCUGUCAUGCAGGAUGUAUUACAGAAAUAUACAGUAAAGGCAAAGUCUUGAACUACACAAAUUGUGACUGUGUGUCAUCAAGGGGCUCUCCGGGCUUUGCACUACCAGGAAAAUGCAGAAGUAGUUGUGCCAAUCAUCUCAUCCCCUUCAUGAUCCUCUCCUCUAUCACAUGCUUUGUGGCUUCACUCUCUCAUACUACAUCUUUCAUGAUGAUCCUCAGGACUGUUACACCAGAAGACAAGUCUUUUGCUUUGGGAAUCCAGUUCAUGCUGUUUAGAGUGCUUGCAUUCCUCCCAGCACCGGUGUUGUAUGGCAGAGCCAUUGAUUCCACCUGCAUUGAGUGGGGAAAGAAAUGUGGCAAGGACACAUCAUGUAGCUACUACAAUUUAGACCAUUUCAGACACAGAUUCCUGGGACUCCAGAUUUUCUUCAUAUUUGGUGGCUUUGUCUGUUUCCUGCUGUCUUUUCUGGUGCUUCGAAAGAUUAAUUCAACCAAGCAACUGAAUGAGCAGAUGAAGAGUCAGACCAAAAGUGAAAGCAUCCCAGAAAUGAAAGAUGCCAAACAGUCAUUCGGCAAUUCAGAUUGACACUGCUGUAUACAAAAAUGUCCUUAGAGAGUAAAGACAGAAUUAAGUAGGAGGAUGGGAAUGUCCAUUUUUAGGGUUGAAAUGAGUAAGGCAUAAGAAGGUCAUUCUGCUUUUCUUAAUAACAGCCUGACUAUGUGCAGCUACUUAACUAAACUUAAACAGUUUAAAACAAAACCAACAAAACCAAACUGUGAGUUUGCUAGUUUCAAUAAACAGCAUCAUCAGUAAGACAUAAUAAUGCAGGGAAUAUAUUUGUAUAUUCCCUGCAUUUUUGUUUGUAUAACACAACUUCUCCAGUAAGCCUUUCUCUUUACCUGUGAAUUUAUAUUGUUUGUUAAUCACACUGAGUGUGCUGGGAGUUAAUGUGAUACGUAGUUGUACUUAAUACUUUUCAUGUGCUCACAAUGCGAAAAAUUCAGAAGUCUUGCUUUAACUCUAUUGAGUUUAAACCAAGUAAGGGUAAGGAGACAAGUAUAUGGAUAUAGACUGAAUAUCUGUCAUUUUGCUGACCUUUUUUUCCCCAAUUAGUAUAAAUGGGAUGUUUUAUAACUGUGAUGAAUAAGCUGUUCAGUUUUUCUAGGCCUAUUCUUUAUUAAUAGGUGAAUGUAAACUUAUAGAGGCAUUCUUUUUGGUUUCAAUUUAUUUGAAAUAUUUUAGAUCUGUGUCCUUUGUGUGAAAGAUAUAUUCAUUUUGGUGCACCUGCCGCUUUUUUAUAUUUAAAUUGUAAUUUGUUACCAGAGCAUGUGAGCAGAGCUGUGUGACACUCUGCUCAAUUACCUGCUCCAUGCGCUUGCACUCUGCUCAAGUACCGCUCACUCUCACUGGUAAAAAAGGUUCCUUCAGUCCCGUUCUGAAAUGAAAUUUCUCCACUCAUAUACACGCAAAUUUGCGCUUGGACCUGAGUGACACAACCAACCCAGAAAAACACAAUCUUUUCAACUUUAAAGUUUGUUUGAGUUGUCUAUGGCAAUAAUGAAAACAUGGACUGAUACAAAACUGGGCCUGCAUCUAGCUGGCAGCUGCACUGACAUGAUUGCAAAACAACAACAUAACUUACCUAACUUAACUAUUCAUUUAAUAUUGAAUGGUAGUGUAUCCUACAAGUGCACCUUUUGCUGUACUAACAUGUUCGCGUAGCACACCCUCAUGCUUUCUGGCAAUGCAAUGUAUUUCAAAAGGAAUCUUUGCUAACUCUCACAGUCUCUCCACACUCCCUUUCGAUUUCCUCAUUCUUAAAUUUGAUUUAUACUUUACAUUUAUGUAGACCAUAAGGUUUUCAAGUUGACUAAAACAAUGUUUAAACUCCCUCAGGCCUAUUGCUUUUUUUGCAAGUUCCCUAACCAGCAUAUCACAAAGCGCAUUCUGUGUUGAGCGAGCGGCACCGAGCGGCCUGAGCGAGCGAAGCGAAAUCUUCUAAAAGGCGCUCUCAACUCUGCUAACAUGCUCUGAUGGAACAUGUAUGGAUAACCAGUCACAUUAUUGUAUGUUUGAUAUACCUUAAAUUUAUAAUCUACAGCAGUGACCUAUGUUUAAUCAACUAUGUUUUUUUGUAUCACUUUUGUAAGUGUUCUGCUACAGUAUAGUCUUGAUUGAAAAUACAAAUUUCAGUUCUUGUAAA